AUGGCAUCUUGCUGUGAAAAGUACAACUGCAAGCCUCCUUCUUUCUUCGAGAGGCUAUUCCAGAAAUCUUCCCCCAAAUUCCAUACUCAGGAAUUAAAGAAAUGUCUGAACAUUUUCGAUUUGACAGUGCAGGGACUGGCUCAUAUUGUGGGAGCGGGAAUAUUUAUUAUGACACCAGGAGUUACAAAGAUGGUUGCUGGACCUGGAUUGGUAGUAUCUUAUCUCUUAGCUGCAGCAGUUCUCAUAUUUACUGUUCUAGCUUACAUGGAUUUGGAAGCUAGAUACAAAGGUAUCGGGAAUGCUUAUGUAUAUGUGUAUGCUGCUUUGGGUGAAUUUGCUGCUGGACUUGUGGGAACGUUCAUUAUGACGGAAAUUGCUCUUGGCGUUGGUUUGGUGGCCGUGGGAUUUGGACAGAAUAUGGACAAGUUUAUCUUUGAGGACACUGAAACUGGAAGAGGAGGGGUGUUUCCUUAUGGAUUUUCAGAUGUCAUAACUGGAGCAGCUGUUGUGGUUGUUUCCUUUGCAGGUUUCGAAACUGUGGCACACGGGCUCACAAUCCCCAAGUACAUUAUCGUAGCAGCGAUUCUUUUUGCUUCUGGAAGUGUUGCUCUGUGCUCCCUAACCACCCUGGCCCGAGGGCUCAUGGUGUUCUCCGAUGAUGGAUUGAUUUUCAGUUGCCUUGGUUUGGUGGCUGAGUGCACUAAAGAAGUUAUUGAUGAAUCCUCUGAACUUAUUUUAAACGAAUUCGUGGUGAAUGAAGAACAGCCUUUAACGUCCCUGAAUCAGCAGGACAUCGAGACUCUUGGGUACAUUGAAAAUCAAGAGUUGAAAGUGUUCCCUUGA
Molecule: messenger RNA, 843 nt
Organism: Bolinopsis microptera
Lineage: Eukaryota; Metazoa; Ctenophora; Tentaculata; Lobata; Bolinopsidae
Product: cationic amino acid transporter 4-like
Exons: 5
Coding region: 1-843 (280 amino acids)
Biological process (GO): amino acid transport
Molecular function (GO): amino acid transmembrane transporter activity
Source: RefSeq, a predicted model, not a curated record